GCCAGACCUGGUCGCUGGCGACAUUGCAGGUUCGAUUGAGCCAUUGAUGCAGACCGUCUUUGCGAAGAAAAUGGGACUGCACGACCACAACCACUGCGACCCCCACCCCAGCGUCGACGCGCCUGCGCUGACUCAGGUCGGUGCUUUUACAAGGUCAGGCUCCUCUCCCACCUGUAAGGCUAUUGCCUGCUUUGCCUGCCAUGGGACUGCCCACCUUGUGGCGAUAAGCCAUGUUUCUCUCAGGCCUCGACAGCGAGCGUGGACAGUCUCCGCAACUCGAAGUAGUUUCCGUCCCGGCUUUGACAGUGCACAGCUCCACAUACCAAACGGACGCAUGCGGCAUAGGCCGACGUCCACCUGAUUUCUGUGUAGCCGCGGCCGCGGGGGCCACAAUGCUCCCAAUUCCUAAACG
Mycena citricolor is the source of this 412-nucleotide messenger RNA. The record is from the annotation of a GenBank genome assembly. Lineage: Eukaryota; Fungi; Basidiomycota; Agaricomycetes; Agaricales; Mycenaceae.